AUGAAUUUUCAAGGAAAGCAUAGACGUAUAGCUUUAGGCAGUUCAAUUGGGUUGUUGAUUUUGACUCAAUUGGCUUAAAGAAAUCCUAUAGGAGCUUUACGUAUUGGUGCUUUUACAUUUCCUAUUCUCAGCUAUGUUAUAUGUCCUGAGAUAUACAAUUCCUUAUUAUGA
Molecule: messenger RNA, 171 nt
Organism: Paramecium primaurelia
Lineage: Eukaryota; Ciliophora; Oligohymenophorea; Peniculida; Parameciidae
Source: the annotation of a GenBank genome assembly